AUGGGAGCCACGUGCCCGUCGGCCUCUGCGUCGCUCUCGCUUUUCCUUCGAAGCCUCCUCCCGAGGCUCUUCCUUCUGCCGGGUGCCCGACCUCCCCCAGCCGAGGGUGGCUGUGAGCAAGCGCAGGCACACUCGGCAGGUUCCGUUCUUUCUUCGCGUGAGCCGGUCUUGUCUCCGGCGCAGCACCGCGCCCUGCCUUUUGAAUUUGUCACUGUCGACGCCUCGUCCGAGCCUCAGCUGGCUGCGUUCCUCGCUCUCCCUUCUGUUCCCUCACUGGUGUGCUUCUACCGUCGAAAAAUGUACUCAGUCCUGGCGCCUGGCGCGUCGGACGCCGCGCUUCUCCGAUUCCUGCGCGAGGCUGCCGACCUCGCCGAGGCCUCGGGGCCUUCCCAGGAGGAGAAAACGGCGUUUUCGCGCGUCGCGCCACACAAGGCAGCCGAGGCUGUGAACGAGGCUCGAGCUGAGGCAGCCAGCGGUCUCCAGGGAGGGCCUUUCGCCGGGGUCUCCGCUUUGGGCUCCAAACGCACCACGGCGACAGAGGCAGUCGCGCUCGCAGGGGCGUGGGCCGAACGGAAAGACGUGCAGUGUCUCCUCACCCGAUUGGAAGCCGCGAUGGCGCAGCGGCAAGCCGAGGAAGUCCAGCGACUGAACGACGAGCUGGCUACGGACUGCCGCAGAGAAGACGCCGUGCUGACAGGAGGCCGAAGACUGUUCGCAGAGCUGCAGCUACGACUUACACGAGGCACACCGCCGGACAGGAAGGCUCUCACUGCUGUUCUCACUGAAAUCCUCGGCGGCGCCCUGAGUCUUCCCGAGAGCCUCCACCCUGCAGAAGCUGCCGCCGCGUCUAGGCACGGGGCGCGAAGCGUGACGGCUGCGGAAACGCUUCGAACUCGGAGAAAAACUGGCGCUGCGGAGCAAUGGGCUUCGCUCUACGAUCGCGGAGGUUUCUGGGAUGAACUGGAGACGAGUCCGGCGUGCGCGCGCCUCCUAGCACGCGCCACAGUCGCGCUUUUUGACCACGAACGCGCAAAUCUCCAGGAGCUGGAUCUGUGGAUGAGUCGCCUGGACGGAGACGAACCCGCCGAGUGGGGAGCUGUGAGCGCUUCGUUUUCCGAAGCACUGCGCGAGGUCCUCGAAGCCGAGGAACCGGUCAGGCCGUUGGAUGAAGCCGUGCACUUCGCGCAUGUGACCACGAAAAACGAGCGAGAUCUCGCCAGGUAUAGGCCUUCAGUCUUCUUUCUCUCCUCGAGUUCUCUUCUUUCCUGUCCCCUCCGAACUGCGAGUCGUCUCCACCGCCUCAAAGCCGCCCGGCGCUUUCACCAGGGAGGGCACGACGAGGCCUUGGGGCUAGCCGUCCGCGCCUACCGCCUCGAGUGCCAGGGCGCGGCUGGACGGCGCGACACAGCGCCGGCGCACGUUCUUGGAAAGUGGCGAGAUGACGAAGCGACGCUUCACGAAGUGGAUGCUUCGCACGACAGAAUCGGAGGAAACGGAACGGAAGAUCUCUUUGACCAGAUGACUUGCGCCCGAGCCGGCUGGCCGGCGAGGGCCCUCGUCAUGGCCAUGUACAUGGCUCUGGGCGCGAAACACCCUGCAGUGCAGCGCAGCCGUGCCGAGUUGGAAGUCGUGCUCGGCACCGACGGGUUCGUCCCAGUCGUCUUCCCGCACACGCGAGCGCGGCCUGGCGGAAAGCCUAUCAUGAUGCGUGGAAAGAGCGGCAAGUGGCACUGGCUCGGCCCGUAUUGGAAACCGCCUUGGGCGCCUUCAAACAGAGCCCGAUGGCCGACCGGACCCGAGGAAUGGGCAUGGUCGGACCCUACCCGGUGA
This is a messenger RNA of Neospora caninum, 1830 nucleotides long. RefSeq lists its product as hypothetical. The coding region runs from base 1 to 1830 and encodes 609 amino acids. NCBI's taxonomy places the organism in Eukaryota, Apicomplexa, Conoidasida, Eucoccidiorida, Sarcocystidae. The record is from RefSeq and is a predicted model, not a curated record. The transcript has 10 exons.